ACUGUAUCAUUAUACCACUGUGUUAGUGUAUUUCAAAAUGGGUAAUCCGGAACGCAACGGAGGAUUCAUUAGUAGAGCAUGCGCUGUUGUCCACAAGUGAUGAACUGAUGAACUGUUGUCCUUUGUCAUAUAUGCAGGUGUGGAAUAAACCUGCUGUUACCACAAGCCUGACCAGCACCAUGAGAUUAGUUUAGCCAGGAGACAUCUCACAGAGGUUACACGUGGACAGAACCAGCUUCAUCUGCUAGGUCAAGCGCCCGAUGCUUUUAUUCUGGAAAGAGAAAGCUAUUUUCCUCUGAAAAACCAGGCCGGAAGUUGGACAUUGUUUACAAACUGCUUCCAGUCGGCAUUCCAAGUUAGAGCGUAUUGUGUUAUUUUCCGUUAUUUAUUUCGAGGAAUAUUUCUGACAGACUGCCACCAACGAGCGUUCUGCACCAACAACGCAAUGACAAGUUACCAAAAAUGAUAUUCCGGUUAGUGAAGCUAAUUUGGUGCACACCAGUUAGCUAACUGUUAGCUAGCUCAACAGAUAACUCACUGCAUGGCUGUGUGAUUACUUUGAACAGCUGUUAGCUACAGGGAGGCAAAUAAUGUCUGUACUUAGAAGCUUCUCAUCGGUAACUAUCCCGAAGAGAGUUUUAGGUUACUUAUAUCUGUUUUGCAGCCAGGUUAGCUGUAGUUAAGUUAGCUUGUUAUGUCUCUGCAACUAGCCAGCUGUUAGCUAAAGUUUGUCCCACUUCGUUGUGUGUCAUGCUCAUCGGUCGCGUUCUGUUGAGACCGAUUAUUAGAUCGACGCGUUCGAAAAUCGUUCGUUUACAGAGUUGCUUUGCUGUCAAUGAACUCCCACUCCGGAGGCUGCAUCCCACAUCCACCAGUCACUGUUGUAACGUCACCGCGCUGAAGCUAUCUGCACACGUGCUCCGACUAAAGUCCUGUCUGUAUCGGCGAACAGUGUGUGACAUGCAGCUAGCCAGUGUCUCCUAUGGCAAAGAGACCAUACCUGCCUCAGGUGAUGGUGAGGAGGGUGGUGGUGGUUGUGAAGAAGCUCUGAUUAGAGAGGAGACUGGGACAGAAGAUAAGGAGCGGAAAAAGAUGAGUCCAGGUCAGGUGGAUGCAGUCACCAUGAAGGUCCCUCAAGACACCAGCGCCUCCACAGAGCCGGCAGGAUCAAGCGAGAGGCAGAUGAGGAGGAAGAUAAAGAGGGCGAGGCAGAAAUUGAAGAAGAAACAGCUCAAGUCGGCUGAUACUUUGGAUACGUUAAUGUCAGAGCUUCCGUUUUCUGUGACCAGCCCCACUACAUGGAAAGAGCUUGCAUUUUCCAACUCAGAGUCGACCCAGAAAGAGAGGAAGAGGAAGAGAGGAGACAAUGGAGGGCGAGUGGACAGCGAAGAGGAUGCAGAGAAGAAGAAAAAGAAAGAGAAAGAGAGCCAACGACCCAACUACUUUGUCUCCAUCCCCAUCACCAACACACAGAUCAGUUCAGCUGUGAGCGAGGUCCAGGAGGCGGUGCUUCAGCAGGAGCCCCGAUUGGCCAAAGCCAUGCUCCCCGUCCCAACUCUCCACAUCACGCUGUUAGUCACACAUCUCGCCAGUCAGGAGCAAGUAGACCUGGCGGCAACAGUGCUGGCUCAGUUCGAGCCGUCAUUGGCUGAGCUACUGGGUGGGCGGGACCUGGUGCUGCCCUUCUCAGGGAUCGGUCACUUCAGGAAAGAGGUGGUGUUUGUUGGGCUGGCCCCCGGAGAACACAGACACACACUGGACAGCGUGGCAGAUCUGUUGCGGAGCCAUUUUGAGGAGAAGGGUCUUCUGCAAGAAGGCAAUCGUGGGUUUGAACCCCACCUCACCAUUAUGAAGCUGUCCAGAGCAUCCAAACUACGAUCCCAGGGUAUAAAGCGUGUGGACCCGGCUCUCUACUCCAACUAUACAAACAAGUUUUUUGGAGACCAGACAGUUGAGCGGGUGGAUCUUUGUUCCAUGUUAAAAAAGAAGCAACAAGAUGGAUAUUACCACACUGAGACGUCACUACAACUUGAUUUGAACCCUCUCCAAGCCAAACGGUUAAGUGGGCGUCGCCGGUCUGAGCCCGACGAGGCGGAGCUACUGAAGGUGAGCAGGCGAUUGGUCGAGGAUGCUGUCAAUCGAGCCUUGCAACAGUUCAAACAAGAAACUCUCCAAAAUGGGGGUGGGCCUAAUGCCACUGCCCCGCAGCCCCCGGGAAACACUGAGGAAACUGCAGCAAAGACGGACACUACAGCUAACUCCACUACAGACAACAGGAAGUGACAUCAUUGGACUGAGGUACAGAGACUGACAAACCAGCCGCCCAGAAAACAUCAGCCCGGCCUGGCUAACCAGGAGACGGGUCAGUAGUCCCUGGGCUCAAAGCCUGAACCAGCCAACCAGUCAGCCCAGUGUGCUGACUAGCUAACCCAGCUAGCCAACUACAACGGCUAGCCAGUCAUGCCAGCUACCUGCCCAACUGACCUAGCUUGACACAAUGCUAUUUAAAUAGAUGUAGCUUGAGUUCAGGUGAACAUCCCAACAGGCCGGCCAGCUAAGACUGUUAGUUAACUCACUACGUCUAACAGCAAGGACAUGGUCUCCUCGAUCGUCACUCAGCUGUCGGUCUGCGUUUGCACAUCAGACCCAGAAAACCUACGUGAAGCACUCCUCCAGAGACGCACAUGUCGGGUUCACUUUGACCUGCCUCUCACUAACUGCCCUGUUAGAAUAAGACCAAUCAUCCUUUGUAGACCGUUUUGGUUUGAGCAUCACCUGCACUUAACAUGGGACUCAAAAACCUUAAAAAACACUUCCUUCUUCUUAAUGUUAUUGUUUCAGGUGAAGAAAAUAAUUUUCUUUUCCUUUAUUUUCUCUUAAAAAAUGCUGUCUUCAUUUACAAGAGAUUACACAUCUGCUCUUCUUUGUGGUUGAGGGGGCUGGUAUGACUGUGUUGUGACUUCAGUAUGAGAUGUUGGACGAGUCUGGGUUCAAAGCUCUUUCCAUUCAGUUUCAGCAAACUUUAAACUUCCAGCAUUUACUUAAACUGUCUGCAUACCACACCCCAUCUUUGUCUUUAUUCUCCGUUAUCAAUUCUGUGGGAAUACAUUUUGUCAAAAAAGAAACUAAGCUGGACUCUGUUGGUCCACAAACACUAUGGGAGCAUACAGACUGCUAUCCCUCUGUCACUUUAACUUAUCUCCGCUAAUAGCACUAACUUUACAAAGAAUGAUUUGGAGAUAUGAUAAAAUAACACUCCAACAAAACACUACAAGUUGCCACGAAAGCAUCUUCCAAUCCAUUAAUCCCAAAACCUCCAUUAAAGACCUGAUUACUUGUCUCAAUGAAAACUAUGUGACAGGCUAUUAUUACUACUAUUACGCACAGGCAUUAAUUCCAUAACGCCUGCUGCUUCCUGCCUGAUCAUUUAUAAAGGAAAUAGAUUUUUGUUGACAUACUAUAUUUUCGAUUUUGUUCCGUGAAAUUAAUUUGAGGCAGCAGCGACAUGCACAGAUGACCUAUUUUGUGUUAAAUUAAUUUAUAAAUUGUUCGGUGUUGCUGUUUGAGGCUCAGUGUUCAUUGGGACUACUCAUGCUGAUCUGAGGAGCUUUUAUUUUGUAGUACUGUACAUCUAACAGCAAUUACAGCUGAGCAAGUUCUUCAGAUGUUGGGGAGGUUAACUCAGAAAAUUGCUGCUGUCAGCUGAAAACCCUCCGGCUCUUGAUUUCAGUGUCUUCCAUCCAUUUUUUUUUUUUGUUAAACUUAAUUAAAUUGGCAUUUUGUGCUCUGCGUUCGACCCCAGAGCUCAUAAAACCCACUGAGAAACACACGGGCGUGAAAUUAAGGAAGAUUGUCUGAAUAAUUUUUUGAGGUUUUCAGCUGACGGCAAGAUGUUGAUGAUGAUCCAGCUGUGAUACAAGCGAUUGGUUUACUCUCUGACGUUAAAUAUGUUAUUUUAUCCUUUCUAACUAUUAUUUAUAAUGUGUUGCUGUCCCUCCUAAAGAAAUGAAUGAAAAGAUAUUUGAUUUUUAAAUGAGGAAAAAGAGCAUUGUUUGAGGUGGUAAAAGCACUGAUGAAUUUGCUUUUUUUUUUUAAUUGUCUUUGCUUUCACUUUUUAAAGAGCAGGUAAAUCAAAUCACCUCUGUUCAAAGUGGCCUUAAGUCACGAAAAAAACAAGUUGAUUUUUCUGUAAGUGCUUAAGGUGACAGCGCGUAACUAGCAUAACAUAGCUAUUUUUUAAGCCGGUGUAGGGUGAUUGGGUGACGAUGGCUCGUUUUGCUGUGAGAUUCGCCGAAGUCUCUAAAUGUAAACCUGUGGCUAAAGAGUUUGAUUCUUGAGUUAAAUGUCAAAAUAUCGUCCACCAUGAAACACAAUUCAUGUAAGUUUUGUUUUAAAAUAAAUUCCUGAGAAACCAGCUCGGAUUUUCCGCCAUGUGAUGUGAAGUAUAUUUCCUUCUAGUGCGAGCUGGAAAACGUGCCCUCGUCUCUGUGAAAUCCACUUAAGUCCUGUCACUGUGGGCUCAUUGAAACGUCAAUAACGGGUGAAUUCUGUCUCACGGUGGACUGUGAUCGUUUCUCUUCUGAUCUUUUAUUGUCACCGGAUCCUUAAUCUCCUUAAACUCCCCUUUAAUACACAAAUUGUCCUGUUGGCCUGUAUGGUCUGUCUCUGAGAGUGUGUGUGUGUGUGUGUGUACGUGUACGUGUGGGAUGUUUGAUCAGUGGUUCUCAUGAACACUCACAGGUGUGUGUGUGUGUGUGUGUGUGUGUGUCUUCGCACAUCUGUACAAAUUUGUCUUUUCUGUUGGUCUUUCCAUUCGUCCGUGUGUACGUCUGGCCGCGUGGGUGUGUUAUUGUACCGUGUUGUAUAUCUUGUUCUGCCAUAUUUGAACAAUAAAACAGGAUAUGAGAUUCAAAACCAA
This is a messenger RNA of Anarrhichthys ocellatus (wolf-eel), 4918 nucleotides long. RefSeq names its product A-kinase anchoring protein 7 (gene akap7). Bases 751 to 2283 code for a protein of 510 amino acids. NCBI's taxonomy places the organism in Eukaryota, Metazoa, Chordata, Actinopteri, Perciformes, Anarhichadidae. The transcript is spliced from 11 exons. Gene Ontology annotation, cellular component: cytosol. Gene Ontology annotation, molecular function: protein kinase A regulatory subunit binding. The record is from RefSeq and is a predicted model, not a curated record.